Molecule: messenger RNA, 1284 nt
Organism: Nezara viridula (southern green stink bug)
Lineage: Eukaryota; Metazoa; Arthropoda; Insecta; Hemiptera; Pentatomidae
Source: the annotation of a GenBank genome assembly
AUGUCUUCCGAUAUUCUCACGACACCUGAACUCGAUCAUAUAAUUCAAAAUUUAAAAGUUUCAAAACUAGAUGAAAUCGGUACUAUAGACUGGUUCAAAGACAGAGAUAAACUUUGUAAAAUUCACCAGGUUAGUGUUUUGGAAGCAGAAUCCCCACCUUGUGAAGAAAGAGUCAAAUCAGCUCUGGUAGCAAAUAACAACAUUGAAGUUUUUGUUAAAGAAUUGGUCACUCUAGCAGUUUGGAGAAUUAAAAUUUUACCUGAAAUGUGUAAAUUUUCUCCAAAACCAGAGCAAGUUAUACCCACAUAUAUUAUAUUGUACAGUGAGCAACUCAUUGCAUCUAUUUUAGAGGUUGUAUUGUUCUAUGAGGAAGUAUUUUGGGAUUUAUAUGAGUCUUGCAUAGAUUUGGUUGACUAUUCAAUAUCUCAUCUGAUAGUGCUUGAUACCAAAGCAGCGUAUAAAGUCAGUGAAAAUGCCUUCAGUGAUAGUGACACAUUAAAAGUAAUUAAUAAUAAUAUAACUCUUAUGAAUUGUUGUGUCAGUGCUUCAAGCUUGAGCAUACUACGUUAUGUUGUAGAAAAUUUGGAUAAGGUGCGCCUGACUGCAGCAUCCACAAUAUAUACCACUUAUGAUCUACCAGUGAUAGUUGCUCAUUUAAUCGAUAAGAAUGUGUGGUCCAUUAAGGAUGGAGAUAAGGUUUACAAAUAUGUCGACAACAAAUGGAAGGAAUGGCUACCAAGUGAUCCUGUGCUAAGUAAAGUAGAAUGUCAAGCAUGGUUAUUGUUGAGAGAAUUACUAAUGAAUUCCACGGUAGAUACUGUUUAUUCAUACACUAAUUAUAGAAAAGAAGUACUGUCCAAGCUUGUACGUCAUCUUCAUGAUAGUGUUGUCGAUCAACUUAGUCCUUUGGCAGACUUGAAACUUUGGCUUCAUAGAUUGAGCCUGGUAUCACCCAAAGAUGAUAUGAAGAAUCCUUUUAUUCUUGAGAUUAACUCCGGUUACAAAGAAGAAUUAUUGGCAGAUUAUAAUGAUAAAUGGAAGGAAAUUGCUGAGAAAGUAGUGACCUUAUUGUUCUAUCCACGUCACAAUGAUUUAGUCAAUAUUGUUAAAGGUUUCGCAAAUGGAUUAGAUGGAUUGAUAGAUGUUGCUGAUAAUAUCAAUACUUGUGCUGUAUGUUUUGCGAAAGCUUUGAAGCGGUGCUCUAAGUGUCGCAAAGUUUGGUAUUGCUCUCGACAAUGUCAAGUAGAUAAUUGGGCAUCCCAUAAGUUACUAUGUGGUAAAUGA